Messenger RNA from Yarrowia lipolytica CLIB122, 1812 nucleotides. RefSeq lists its product as uncharacterized. The record is from RefSeq and is a predicted model, not a curated record. Gene Ontology annotation, cellular component: nucleus; mitochondrial outer membrane; cytosol. NCBI's taxonomy places the organism in Eukaryota, Fungi, Ascomycota, Dipodascomycetes, Dipodascales.
AUGACUAUUCUCGGUUUUGGAAAGUCGUCUACGAAGAAAGAUGCUGCCACAGAGGCCGCCAUGGUGCUCUCCGAGGCCGUCAUCCUUGAAAACGGUCUAGCUGCGAUCGACACGGUCAUGGAUGAACGAAAGGAGGAUGCUGCCCCCUACCUCAGCAUUAAGACGAAUUCUGGCCUCCACAAGCUGGUCCACGGAGUCGUGGGAUCUAUUGAGGCCUUCUUUGGACAGGAUCCGGAGCAAAUCAGACAGACAGCAGAUCAUUUGGCCACCUGCGAGACUGCCGCCUACAAGAACAUUGAUCGAACUCAUAACUACACUCCCUACUGCUCCUAUCCUCCGGGAACUGAGUACAAGGUUGCCCUGGCUGAGGCAGAGCUUCUAGGAGCCUGUAUGAUGAUCAUCUCCGAAUCCAUGCUCGAAAUGACCAAGGCUUUGUACAAGCUCAAGAAGGCCUACUCCACUUUGUACGAGAUCCAGCAAAUGAAGAAAAACCCCAAUUACACGCCAUACAGCUACACACCUGCUGAGCUCACCGAGUACGCUAAGGCCCGACACGCUCGACUGGGCCCCAAGGUCUCUGCAAACAACGUCGGAGAGUCUUACGACGAGCUCAUUGAUACCGGAUUCCGUCUGUGUUUCGGUAUCAUUCAGGUCGUCUUCAGCAUGAUUCCUCCUGGCCUCAGCAAACUUUUGUCAGCCAUCGGAUUCAAGUGCUCUCGAGAGGAUGGUCUGCGACUUCUGUGGGAGUCCAUCUCUGCUCCUAACGUGCAGGCAACAGUCGCCCUUGUUGUGCUCAUGCGAUACUACGACUCCCCCAUGCAGUCUUCGGAUCUGAUUUUGCCCGGAACCGAAGAGGAGCUCAUUGCCAAGGGCUCUUUCUUCGAGAAGAAGUCCGAGGACUCUCCCCGAAGCAGAAUGUACCAGCAACUCAUGGUUGCUCGUGCCCGAUACCCCCGAUCUUCCAUUCUGGUGCUGCAGCAGGGUCAGGCUGAGGCCACUCUACAUCGACUGGAUGAGGCAAUCGCCAUUCUGUCUGUGGACCUUAACACUGUCCAUAUGCGCCAGCUCAAGGAGCCCAUCUACGAGAACAGAACCAAGUGGCUCACCUGUCUUCAUCAGUACCGAACCUCGGCCAACAGUUUUGUAGAGUUGGUGGACCUUACUCCCAAGUGCCAUGCCUGGUACAACUACCUUGCCGCCUGUUGUCUCCUGGAGGUCUACAAGGAGGAGGAAGACCCUGCUGCUAAGGCCCAAGCCGGCGUCCUGCUCGAAAAGGCCGCAACUCAUGCUUCCGACAAGAAGCAGCAUCUGCGAAAGUAUGUGGCUCACCGAAUCCAGCAGCUCAAGAAGGAGGGACCUCUCGUUGACGUGGCCGUCAAGAAGCCCCUGCUCGGCGAGGUCUUCUACUACUGGAACGGCUACUCUAAGAUGCCCCAGAAUGCAUUGGAGAAGUCUUACAAGAAACUUAACGGCAUGAAUGACCCCCAGUCUGCUCUUCUGCAGGCUGUCAUUCUCCGAAACCUUGGACGACUGGAUGAGGGCUACAAGCUCAUGAAUGAGCAGGUCAUCCCCCAUGUGGUCACAUUUUCAUCGGAUGCCAAGCCUCAUCUGUCCUCCAAGACUCCUCUGAAGGACUGGGCUCCUCCUGCUGCCCUGUACGAACGGGCUAUUUUCGAGUGGGAUCUUUACGGUUCUCGAAAUGCUCAGCAGGUCAAGCAAUGGUUGGUUCUUGCCGAAAAGUGGGGUGACGACUACGAGCUUAACGGUGGUCUGGGUCAGAAGAUUCGAUUCGAUAUGGAGAAGGUUCAGUAA